GUGGAUUCCUCAGCGGUCACUGGGGCCCAGCCCUGCCUUCACCAGUUCUCCCGGCGCCUGGAGCCCAGGCAAGCCCUGCCCUGGGGCCCCAGCCUGGCCCUCUGCAUCCAGCAUUCUGCGGCAGGGCAGGGUCCUGCCCGUUGCCAUCUGGGUCUCCAGCUGAGCCUGGGCGGAGCUUCAGCAGGCGAGGGCGCGGGAGUGCGCAGAGAGAGGGUGAGCGUGUGGAGGUGGCUUUGGCCAGGCAGCCAGAACUCCGCAGUGACCUCCCCCCCCCCCCCCCCCGGUCUCAGGGCCCUGGAUGCCCUUAGGCUGGCUUGGGGCAGGGUGGACAUUCUGGGCACAGAGCAGCCUGGGGCAAGUAGCCGUCCUGGCCGCUGUCCCUCACACUCCAGACGCAGCCCCUGUGCCUCCAGCCAGUGCUGAGAGGGAGAAGAGCGCAGGGCCACGGUGCUGGUAGCGCUGGGGCGGGCUGCAUCUUGGGGUGUGCGAGGUGCUUCACUCCGUGCCUUCCAUGGGUUUGUGCAGCAAAUGCCACUAGGGCCCCAAAAGAGUAAGGAAAGGGGUGGAGGGCCAGGCAAGGCAGAUCUGGGUCUUGAACUGGACCGGUGGUCCCGAGUCUGGUUGACCUUGGGCCAGGCCAUUGCCACUCCCCCACAAGUGCAUCCUGGGCAGGUGAGCCCAUGGAAGCAAGAAGCCUGUUCCUGGAGGGACUGUCAGGGCCCUGAUGGGCACCCAGUCAAGCCUCAAAUGGGGGUGUGCCUGGCCAUAGAGUCUAGGGGGCUGAAGGAUCUGUCCACCCACCACAGUCCCCCAGUGCUGGGGGGUCUGCAGCUGGAGGGGUCCCCACCCCCACAGGUGGGCAGGACAGACAGGGAGCUGGGGGAGUUGAAGGGACACGUCAGUCUGUGACCGAAGCUUUGGGACGGUUCCAGGCAGUGUGUGUGUGUGUGUGUGUGUGUGUGUGUGUGUGUGUGUGUGUGUGUGUGUGUGUGUGUCUGGAAAAACCGUGCUAUGUAGCAACCAGAGGGCAACGCCCAUGGCCCUCGGCCCCCCCUGGCAUCCUCCCCACAGGGGCCCGUGCUGUGACCAUGGCAAUGGCAAUAACAGCGGGGAAGGCCAAGAAGAGAUUCAUCACCCUGCUUAUCAAGGGGGGGCUCUCAGCUCCGCCCACCCCCAGGGUCAGGCGGGUUUGGAGUCCCAGUGUUGGUGGUGUGGAGGCGUCAUCCCUGGGGCCAGGUGUGUGGAGGGCAGACAAGCCGGCUCACAGCCCCACCUGGCCCGGAGCCCUGAGUGGGCUGGGGGUGUGGGCCGGGCAGAAACAUGGGAAGGCAGCUGCUCAGAGAAGGGCCUCAUGCACGCAUGCCCCGAGAGACACCCUGAUGGAUACGCCCACCCAGGAAGGCACUGGGACACACGCGUGCGCAUCCAGGCAACCUGUCGGUCACUGUCCCCCCCCCAGCUCAUCAUCCCGGUGGAGUUGACCUCUGCCUGGCACACCCACUUGGGGCAGCCUUCUCAGGGAUCUGCAAGGCGGUGCGUGCAACACGUGUGGCCUGAUGCCCGGGAUCUGCUGUGACAGACGCCCACCUACCCCAGAGUGUCCUGCCCCGUGCCCCCUGCCCACGCGGUCCUCUCCAUCACCAGGGGUCUUUGCCCUUCCUCCCCUCUCGCUGCUUCUACCUGUCUGCAUUUCCUAGCUGUGUCUGUGUCUCUGUGUGCCCCGUCCACCCCCCCACCCCCCGGCACUCUCCUGCUUUCUUUCCUGCCCACCUUGCUCUCUGGAUCAUGGAGCCAGGAGAUGAGGGAAGCCAGGACCACCUCCUGUUCCUGGCCUGGCCUGGUGGCAUCAGGCGCAGGCCAAGGAGACAUCAAGGGCCGGGUGGGGGUUGUGGGAAGGUUGGGCCGGUGGUGUCGGCUCCAGAAACCAUGCUGAGGUGCCCCUGUGCCAGGCAGAGAGGGUGUUGAGGCUCCAGGCCCGGAGCUCCACCAGUGCAGGGCAGGGCGUGCACCGCCUCCUGAGGGCAGCGGGCAGCCGGGCACCGGGGCUACCCACCUUGUGGACCCCGGGGCUUGCACAGCUCCCGGGGUGGGGGGGCAGAACUGUGGCCUCAGAGAGGGGGUCCCAGGGAGGUGGGAGUGACUGGAGAGCGGUGUGGGGGGCCCGCCGCGGGAGUGUGGGGUCCAGUGGGCCGUCCUCCUCACCGAGGCUGGGGUGCGGCCGGCCUCCCUUACCCUUGAAGGCUUGGAGCUCUCACCGUCACCCCGACCCGGGCCUGGUGGGGCGCCGUCGGGGUGGAGGCAGCCACGGCUUCCACUCCUGGUCCCGUUGCCAGACUCUGGGGGGGGGGGGCUGCUCGCAGCAGGUGGUAAGGGUGAGGGCGUCACUGCGUGGGGAGGCCGGAGCUCCUGGGCCCUGUCAGAGGAUGGUCUCCAGCACCCUCCAUGGGGACAGGGCCUGGACAGGCCCAGAGAUGACGUUUUGUUUGGCGAGAUGGUUGAGGGCACAUGAGGACGCUGGUGCUGGUAAAGGUUCAGGGUGUAGGAUGGAGACACGGCUAGGGAGGUGGCCUGGGUGACAGUGAUGGAGGAGGGUUGGCCCAGGCAGAGUCCUACAGGGCACAGAGCACUGGGACCCCACCCAGGCCUCCACCUCAGCCUGGGCUAAGGGGCAGAUGGGAGGCUGGCCAGCCGCCUCCCCUCGAGGGCCCCACCCCCUUGAGAUGCAGGCCUCUCCGCUGGUCCGCAGAGGCUGGCCUAGGACCCCGCAGCCCGCGAGAGAGCCAGCCCCCUAGGUCUUCGCCCAUUCCUGGGGCGGGUGGGGUCCGCGGUCUCUGCCUGGCACGGCGGAGGCUCCAGGGCCGCUCCCGCUUUCCUUGGACGAACGACUUGGACCGCUCUGCACUCGGCGCUUCCCGCAGAGAUAAAGACCCCUCCCCCGCCGGCCCCGGCAUCUCCCAGACGGCCUGGGCCGGCCUGGGCGUCGCCGCAUCCACUUCCCGCCACAGAACCCCCAGCCCCCGCAGCCGAUGGCUGUCCCCGUGGAGAAAAUGGAUGCCCCGUCGCGGAGUCCCCUCUUCUGAAUUCCCUGGGGACGUUCCCGCUGCGGUCCGAUGGACUUCCAGGGGCGGGUCUGAGGUGGGGCGCGUGAGAGAGACCGCCACCCGACCCGGACCCGGCGCCACCAUGCCCAAGUGCCCCAAGUGCAACAAAGAGGUGUACUUUGCUGAGCGGGUGACCUCCCUGGGGAAGGACUGGCAUCGCCCUUGCCUGAAGUGUGAGAAAUGUGGAAAGACGCUGACCUCGGGGUCUCACGCCGAGGCUUCGGGCGCGGUGGGGCAGAGAGCCACACUUUCAAGUAAACCCAGGUUUUGGAGACCCCAUCCCUGGCUGCCCGCCGGGCCGCUGCCCCUCUAGGCCGAUGGCAGGCCCUCCCCACAGGCACCUGGGGCUCCCCUGUAGACCCUCAAGCCCUCAAUAAACCCGGACACUUGGAAGACCUA
Lagenorhynchus albirostris (white-beaked dolphin) is the source of this 3500-nucleotide messenger RNA. Its product is annotated as cysteine-rich protein 1. Gene Ontology annotation, molecular function: zinc ion binding. The transcript is spliced from 5 exons. Gene Ontology annotation, biological process: regulation of gene expression; intrinsic apoptotic signaling pathway in response to DNA damage. NCBI's taxonomy places the organism in Eukaryota, Metazoa, Chordata, Mammalia, Artiodactyla, Delphinidae. The coding region runs from base 3052 to 3414 and encodes 120 amino acids. The record is from RefSeq and is a predicted model, not a curated record.